AUGGAAGAUGUAAUAGCUGGUGGACCAGUAUAUAAUGUUCCAGGUUUGUCUUUUACAACAAAAGGGUUGGAAACAGAGUUUGAGAAACUAUUAACCAUAUGGACAGCUAUUGACUUCUCCGGCAACCAAUUCUCAGGAGAAAUUCCUAAAACAAUUGGAGAGCUUCAUUCACUAAUUGUCCUAAAUCUCUCUAAUAAUUGUUUAACAGGUCAUAUCCUAUCAUCAUUAGGUGAUUUCUCAGAACUUGAAUCAUUAGAUCUCUCAUCAAACAAGCUUCAUGGAAGAAUUCCAAUAGAGUUUACAAAUCUUGGAUUCCUAGAGAUGUUAAACCUUUCUCAUAAAAAUCUAGAAGGACCCAUUCCUAAGGACAAACAAUUGGAUACUUUCAGUAAUGAUUCCUGCAUAUGA
This is a messenger RNA of Hibiscus syriacus, 408 nucleotides long. RefSeq names its product receptor-like protein 43. Gene Ontology annotation, molecular function: protein binding. The transcript has a single exon. Bases 1 to 408 code for a protein of 135 amino acids. NCBI's taxonomy places the organism in Eukaryota, Viridiplantae, Streptophyta, Magnoliopsida, Malvales, Malvaceae. The record is from RefSeq and is a predicted model, not a curated record.